Molecule: messenger RNA, 1305 nt
Organism: Rhineura floridana
Lineage: Eukaryota; Metazoa; Chordata; Lepidosauria; Squamata; Rhineuridae
Product: monoacylglycerol/Diacylglycerol O-acyltransferase-like
Exons: 7
Coding region: 217-1221 (334 amino acids)
Cellular component (GO): membrane
Molecular function (GO): acyltransferase activity
Source: RefSeq, a predicted model, not a curated record
CAUCAGAGCUUCUUUACACCUUAAUAUAAAGGGAUCUGUCUUAACCAGGGGUGGCACUUAGUUGAUAAAAAAGUACGGCAUGACUUCUGCUGCUUUCAUAGAGGGGUGACUGAAGGAAAGGAAUUUAGGUUGCCCAGGAACAGUAAACAUUGAAAAAAUAACAUCACCUCUGAGGAAACUUUCACUUCAAUUAUUUGUUUCUUUGGCAUACACGAAAUGAUAGCAACUACUACACCUGGUGCUUUGGAUCAGGAAACCAUGAGCUGGUUUGCUCAAAUACUGAAAAACUGGAUUCCUUUUCCUUUCCUGGGAAAAUAUCUGAGUUGUGGGGUUCACCCUCUGUGGUUAUUUGUACCUCUGGUAUUGUUAUAUUCUUUUUAUUUAGGUGCAUAUUUUUCUGGCUGUGUCACCUCACUUCUGUUCUAUAUUUACAAGAACAAGGAUAAGAAAGCAGAAGACUUUAAUAGCAAAUUAUGGGAAAAGCCAAGGCAAGUUGUUGCACUUCUUGUAGAUACAGUUGGGAAGAUAUGGCAUGGUUAUGAGGUUAUUGGCAUGGAACAUCUGCCUGAAGGACCAGUGCUUAUUGUUUAUUACCAUGGGGCCACUGUUUUUGACUAUGCCUUCCUUGUAGCAAAACUCUUUAAAGAAAUGGGGAGAAUGUGCUAUUCUGUAGUCGAUCACAAGAUGUAUCAACUGCCAGGGCUGAAACUGUGUCUUGAUGUGCUUUAUUGCAAAAAUUACAACAAAGCUGAAUGUGUGGAAAUUCUCAAGAAAGGUGGUUUACUGGGAAUCUCACCUGGUGGAAAUAGAGAAGGAAACUUUAGUGAUGACUACAGCAUUAUGUGGAAUAACCGAAAAGGUUUUGCGCAAGUAGCUCUAGAAGCAAGAGUGCCCAUCAUCCCUAUAUUUACUCAAAACCUUCGUGAAGGAUAUAGGACAAUUGGAAAGACAAAAUGUUAUUUCAUUUCAUAUGCAGGGCUGGGGAGAUGGCUGUAUGAGAAAACUCGACUUGUAAUCCUUCCCAUAUAUGGAGGGUUUCCAGUCAAAUUUCGCACAUAUAUUGGAGAACCCAUCCCAUAUGAUCCAACUAUAACUGCCAUGGAGCUUGCUGAAAGAACAAAGGCUGCAAUUGAAAAUCUUCGGAAUAGAUACCAAAAAAGGCCAGGAAAUAUAUUAAGAGCUCUUUCAGAACGAUUUGAUAAGCAUUACAAAGCUAACUAGUCUAUAUAAAACAUCUAUACUUAUAUUUCCUGUUGUAUGUGUGACCAUAUGUCUGUAGAAAGCAAUUUCAAUAAUUAUGUAAUU